AUGACUGAAGCUACCAGCGCAUCUGCUGCUCCAUUGCAGAGAGUCGCGUCACAGCCUGAAAACCCCUACGCCCAGCUCAUCGAAGACCAAUCCAUUGCGAUUAUCCCUUCAUUCAAGCUCGAAUCCGGAGUUACUCUGUCCAAUGUUCCAGUUGCAUACACCACACGAGGCACACUCGCCCCCAACGGAGACAAUGUGCUGGUGAUCUGCCAUGCCCUGAGUGGCAGCGCCGAUGUCGCUGACUGGUGGGGCCCUCUCCUCGGUGGUCCCGGUCAGGCAUUUGAUAUCUCUCGUUUCUUCGUGGUUUGCCUGAACAGUCUUGGUAGUCCAUAUGGAAGUGCCAGCGCUGUUACCUACAAGGAUAACAACCCUGAGAAGGGCUACUAUGGACCCGAGUUUCCCCUGACAACUGUCCGUGAUGACGUCAAUAUCCACAAGCUAGUAUUGGAUGACCUCGGCGUCAAGCAGAUUGCCGCGGUUGUCGGAGGUUCCAUGGGUGGAGCGCUUACCCUGGAAUACGCAUUCUUCGGUAAGGACUACGUGCGGGCUAUUGUGCCAAUUGCGACCUCAGCGCGCCAUUCUGCCUGGUGCAUCAGCUGGGGCGAGGCUCAGAGACAGAGCAUCUACAGUGAUCCGAAAUAUGACGAUGGGUACUAUGCGUUUGAUGACCCACCAUCUACCGGUCUCGGUGCGGCUCGCAUGUCAGCACUCCUCACCUAUCGCAGCCGCAACUCAUUCGAAUCUCGCUUUGGUCGCAAUGUGCCCGACCCAACCAAGCGCUUGAACAUCAACGGCACUGAAAGGCAGCCAAGUCCCCCCAACGAGCACUGGGCUAUUCACAACGACGGACAUCGCAGUGGAUCACGAUCCGAGAGCCGCCAAGGCUCACCCGUUCCCCAGACCGAAUUCAUGGAUCCCCAGUUCUCGGGCACUAAGACUUUUGCGCCAGAAGUUGAGGACAAGCCCAAACUGACUCCUUCCGGUCGACCUCGUCCCCCGACCUAUUUCUCCGCUCAGACUUAUCUUCGCUACCAGGGUGACAAGUUUGUCAAGAGAUUCGAUGCCAACUGCUACAUCGCCAUGACUCGCAAGCUCGAUACCCAUGAUGUGUCCCGUCACCGUGCCAACCCCGCCACAGCCGCGCAAGAUACAGUCAUCGAGGCCCUUCGUCGGGUGGAACAGCCAGCUCUCGUGUUGGGUAUUGAGUCAGAUGGUCUCUUUACAUUUGCUGAACAACAAGAGAUCGCCGACGGUAUUCCCGACUCUCGUCUGAAGCGUAUCGACAGCCCCGAGGGCCACGAUGCUUUCCUGCUCCAGUUCGAGCAAGUCAACCGCCACAUCCUCGAGUUCUUCCGCGAGGUGCUGCCUGACAUCAUGGCGAAGCCAGACUCAGAUGGUGCCGCCGCCUUGGCUAGUGUCACCAAGCUUACAAAGAGCAGCACCUUCGGUGAAGCCGAAGUCGAGGACAUCACCGCUUGGUAA
Messenger RNA from Penicillium salamii, 1482 nucleotides. The record is from the annotation of a GenBank genome assembly. Lineage: Eukaryota; Fungi; Ascomycota; Eurotiomycetes; Eurotiales; Aspergillaceae.